Molecule: messenger RNA, 896 nt
Organism: Schizophyllum commune H4-8
Lineage: Eukaryota; Fungi; Basidiomycota; Agaricomycetes; Agaricales; Schizophyllaceae
Product: ribosomal protein L15
Exons: 5
Coding region: 19-756 (245 amino acids)
Biological process (GO): translation
Cellular component (GO): ribosome; mitochondrial large ribosomal subunit
Molecular function (GO): structural constituent of ribosome
Source: RefSeq, a predicted model, not a curated record
GCGUCCGCGACCGACGUGAUGCCCGUUCUCAAAGCCCCUCGGAUAUCCCUCGCGAACUUGCGCCCGGCUCAAGGCUCGCAGCAUGCGCAAAAACGCGUAGGUCGCGGAGAGGGCUCACGCCACGGCCGUACCGCCGGUCGCGGUAACAAUGGUCAGAAGUCGCGCUCCGGCACCGGUCUGAAGCCCAUGUUUGAGGGCGGUCAGACCACUAUCGUGAAGCGCUUCCCGAAGCACGGCUUCUUCAACUUCACUGGGAAGACCUACGCGCCGGUCAACUUGGACCGUAUCCAGCAUUGGAUAGACCAGGGCCGACUGACGUCGUCGCCGGAGAAACCGAUCACUGCGCGCGAGCUCGUGCAGAGCGGCUGCGUUCACGGAGCGCACGAGGGCGUGAAGAUUUUGGGCGACGGCCUGGCACAUUUCAAAACUCCCAUUUACAUUACCCCUUCACGCGCAUCCAAGAGCGCCAUUCGCGCCAUUGAGGCAGCUGGCGGCAAGGUGGUUUGCAAGUACUAUAAUGCCCUGUCCUUGCGCAACUGCGUUAGGGGUGUCACUGACAAGGUGGAGGCAGCGCCGACAAGACGGGAGGACAUCAUGUGGUACACCGAGUACAACAACCGCGGUUACAUCGCUCCUCGCACCUUGAAGCUCUUAGGAGACCAGCCUUUUGUUGAGGAGCGAUGGAAGGUUCUGUCGGAGGAGCUGAACAAGUUCAGGCAACCCGGGAAGGGCCUCCGGAAGGACAAGAAGCUGUAGACGUGCCUUUCCCUCCUUUACCUGUGACGCAGCCGUGCAUAUACAUACCGGCAAUCUAUAUCCUCGCUCUUCUACCAUAGCGCUUGUCAGCUCGACUCUGCUUCGAGCCGAAAGUGUCAAUAUGUCUGGACAAGCAAGAC